AUGCGUGGGACUUUCAUUCAUUCUUUGCUUUCUGCGGCGCUGGGCGCCAGCGCUGCUAUUUCUCAGUCUAACCUCAAGACUCAUGUCGAUGUGCUGGCACUCGACUACGCCUUUAACCCCGUCAAGGCGGCAUAUUGGACUGGAUAUCCUCAUCACCGUCGUACCCCCUUUGCGGUGUCGCCCGAUGGGAAAUCAGCGUACAUUGCCUAUCUUGACUCCAGUGCCACAGAUGUCCAUGUGCAGCAGCUGGAUCCCACCACCUUUGCUGCUACGGGUACAACCGUGACCGUCUCUGGUGGGAAGGAAGCCGGAGGUCUUGUGGCUCACAACGAUGGAUUUGCCCUUCUGACCAACGAGGCCAUGCCCUCUGGCACGACCAAUGCACCACCAAGCGAUACCCCUGUUCCCGUACUCUACCGUUACACCUCAGGAAAACAGACAUGGAAGACCUGGCUGGGUGGACCCGGCGUACACGAGGCCGAAGGGCUUUCUGCCUCUCCCGACAUGAACGGCGACCUUGUCUAUUCCGAGAGUGCAGAGCUCUACGGCGCAUACUUUGUCGUCACUGAUUACUCCGGUGACGCAUCGGGCCAUUUCGGUGACAGCGUGGAGUAUGUCUCGACCAGCGGAAAAUUGGAAACAAUCUCUGGUGCUAGUAGUGCGUGGGGUUGCAGUCACAACACCGGCAUUGCAUUCGAAGCAGCCGACGACGCCCCCUUCGCCGGUAUUUGCGCCGAAGAUCAGGGUGCGAUCUGGUUGAACACCAAGACGCAAGGGAUGUCGACUGACGGAGUCAAAAUUUCCAACGAGAACACUACAAACGGUGCGUCUGGUGAGCCUAUGGGUGGUAUGUCUGGUAGCUAUAGUGCGUUGGCUCGGUUUGCCGAUACUACCAAGUAUAUCUUCGCAUGGGUUUCCCGCGGCGCGAUUGAUGUGACAGAGAACGCCUGGAUGGGAAGUGGCUACACGAACGUGCAGAACCGCACGAACGGUCGCAAUGUUGCUAUUUCACUUUUCUCUGAUAAGUAUACCAAGGUUGGCGCCCAGGCCACGUCUGAGGUCGGCAGCGAGGAUGGAGAUAGCCAGGUCAACUGGGUUACCUCUGGAUCGAACGAUUGCUCAAAUGCUCACGCUGCCGCUUUUGGAAGUAGCAAUGCCCUCGUCACCUGGGAGGAGAUCUCGAAUCCGACUUGUGACUUCAUUGCCAUGGGAUGCCGUGGUACCUUUGCUGGAACUUACUUCCAGCAAGUUGACUCCACCGGCUCCAAGGUUGGUGAAGCUUUCAGCGCUGACGAUGUUUACGUUGCUGGUGACAUGGUGACUAUGUCAGAUGGUAGGAUCUGCUGGCCCUAUGUCAACAUGACUUGGGACCUCUCGCAGUCCAUUGAUGACUCCUCGUCCUCUGCGACUAGCAAAAAGAUGAGCAUUGCUUGCCUAGGCCUUGAUGGUACAACAGAUUCCUCGACAACUACAGCUGCUAGUGUCACCACCAGCGCGACCGCAAAGAUCGCCGUCAGCGAGAGUGCGAGUGCAGUCACCAAGGCCGCUUCAAGUGAGACCACCGUCAAAGCUCCAAGCCAGACUACCGGAGCCACUUCAAGUGCAACUACAAUCGAAGCCAUAAGCCAGACCACCGAAGCUGCUUCCAGCGCAACCACCACCGAACCUGCAGCCCAGGCUACAAAUGGCAGUGUCGCCGCCAUCCGAGGCGGAUAUGAGAACACAUCGAGCAGUUCUGUGAUCGGAAUCGCAACGGCUGUUACUAGCUCCACGGCCAGUGACAUUGUGGAUGUGACCGCAAGUGGACUGGAGAGUGAACUUCCAGCUGCCACUACUGUUUAUACUCCCGACACCCCCAGUGGGGUUCCCGCGGUGAGCGAAGUCCCCACUGAUGUCGGGAGCGAAAUCCCAAGCAGUGUUGCCAGUGCGAUCCCGAGUGGCACUCCUACCGGAAUCGCCAGGGGUCAUGGGCGGAAACAUGGCCACGGCUGGGGACACCAUGGCACGGAACACCACAGUUCAGGACACCACAGUGCGAAAUAUGAUGAGGUCCCUGAGAGCGAGCCCCAGGUCGGUGGGGCGUGCAAGUCCUAG
This is a messenger RNA of Penicillium crustosum, 2094 nucleotides long. RefSeq lists its product as uncharacterized. The record is from RefSeq and is a predicted model, not a curated record. Bases 1 to 2094 code for a protein of 697 amino acids. The transcript has 2 exons. Lineage: Eukaryota; Fungi; Ascomycota; Eurotiomycetes; Eurotiales; Aspergillaceae.